AUGGCGAGAGCUGGCUACAAUCUCCAGCUUCAGUCUGACUGUGAUGCAAUUUCAGAGAAUCAAGCUGCAGAGGUUUAUAGCAGUCUGUCAGGGAAAGGUUGUGUUUAUGAGAGUCACUAUUCCAUAGAUGAGACUAAGAUCACUGAGAGAGAGAGAGAGAGAGCGCCAGCAGCAGCAGAGCAUCAGUCUGUGUCUGAGUCCCAAAUGAACAGAGACAAGUUUAAUGUGUAUGUCACGUUGAAGGUCCAGAAUGUUAAAAGCACAACCAUCACGGUACGAGGAGACCAGCCCUGCUGGGAACAGGACUUUAUGUUUGAGAUCAGUCGUCUGGACCUGGGUCUGGUUGUGGAGGUGUGGAAUAAAGGACUCAUCUGGGACACCUUGAUAGGAACAGCAUGGAUCCCACUUAACACCAUCCGCCAAUCAGAUGAGGAGGGGCCUGGAGAAUGGACCUCACUGGAUUCUGAGGUUCUGAUGAAGGAAGAUGAGAUAUAUGGCACUAAAAACCCCACUCCUCACCAAGUGCUGUUGGACACACGCUUUGAGCUCCCUUUUGAUAUCCCCGACGACGAGGCCCAAUACUGGACUAAAAAGCUGGAGCGCAUCAACUCUAUGAGGAUACAUGAUGAGUAUUCACUGCAAGAUGAAGCACAGAGAAGACAGCUGCCCCCCGUGCCCUCCCAGUGCUGCAAUUGGACAUACUUUGGAUGGAAUGAUCAGCAGAAUUUUGACCAUGACCAUGACAGCGCUGUGGAUGACAGGGACAGUGAUUACCGCAGUGAGACAAACAGCAGGCCUCCACGAUACCACACCACAGCUCAACCCAAUUCCUCAGUACAUCAGUACCCUAUUGGCCGAAGAUUACAGAAUCAGGCAUUGUCAAAAGAGUCUAGGACAGACUCUAUCCAGAGCUAUGACUUGGAUGAUAGAGAAGGAAAGGAACAAAGAUUUUCAAGUGGUACAGAUGAUGUCAGAAUGAUUCCAGUGGACUCCUGUAUGGGAGUUGAAGACUGGGAGACCAAAUACAAAAUUAAUGACAACAUACUGGAUGAUUACCUGGAACCAGAGCAGAAAACGUGGGAUGACGAUGAUGACACCAAGAGUGAAAUUUAUAGAAUCGUGAGCAGCCCGGGUGACUCCAAAGGGAGUCGAUUUUACCAGACAUUAGAGUGUGAUGCAAUGUCCCCAGAGGAGGCUGAGGAGUAUGACACAUUAGAAAAUCCCAUCAGGAGAGCAGCCGCAAGCAGCAGUGAGGUCCAUUUGGUCUGUAAGGAAGCUAGAAACUUCGAGGAUGAAAUUUCCCCUCCUGAGAUUUCCAUCAUUCCUUCAAUUAGGCAACUUCGCAGGACAAACCAAGCAUCGUAUACAGAGGGGCUGUUGUACAAAACCAGGAUGUGGGCCAAGAACUCAUUUGAAGACACCCUUGAGAACUACACAAUUUAUUGUGAGGAAGAGGAAGCCAGAAUGAGAGCAAGAAGUGAAUAUGGGUCUGCAGGAUCUGAUGAAAUGCAAUUCUCUCUUGGGUCUGAAGAGGAGCUAGAUGAUAUGGCGUUUGUAGAAGAGGAUGCACAGUACGAAUAUGACAGUUACUACAGUAAUGCAAGAAAUAUUUCCUCUUAUGAUGAAUGGUCACAAGGCUAUUAUGAACAACAGAGUAACAUGGGGAAUGAUUGCACAAGGGGCCCAGAUGAAAUAUUGUCACCUGUGCAGAAGCCAGAUAAGGAGUAUCAUGAUACAAUGGACGAACUUCAGAAUUUAGUUGACUCUGUGUCAGAAUAUCUGGCUGGAAGAGAGGAGGAAAUUAGUAAAUAUGAAUCAAUGCAAAAAUCUCUCACUAAAACAGAAACAGAGAGUGAAGAAAAGAAAACUGAGGGUAAACCAGCUGAGAUGAAAGAUGAAAAUGCUGUGGAACAAGGUAUUGCAGGUGUUAAAAAUGCCAUGAGCUCUUUGUUUAUCUCAAUCACAAAUACUAAAUCAGCAGCUGAAAAUACAGAAUCAACAGAAACUGCAACAAAAACUCCAUCUCCAGUUCCUCCCCAGUCAGAGUCUGGUAUUUCAAAACUGUUCUCUUUCAUACCUAAAUCAACUAGUAGUCCAACUCCUGUUGCUGUUGUACCACCUGCUAAUCAGGAAACUAAUGCAGACAAGAAGUUCUCUUUGCAGUCACUGUUGCCAUUUCAGUCCCCAGAGGUCAGUCGACCAGCUAGUGCCACAUCAGAGGCUGAUGCUACAAACAUUGCUGAUUCAAGUGGCUCUCAAACUCAGGACUCCACUCCAAGUCAGACACAAACAGUGGUUGAUUCAAUGCUAGGAAGAUUGAGCCCUUUCAGGCUUUUUGGAGACAAAUCUAGUGCUGAAACCGUUUCACAACCAAAUAUAACUCAGAGAAACACAGAGUCUAAAGAAGCAUCAAUGGACAAAUCCAAAAGUUUGUCUUUAGAGGGAUCUGGCACACAACCUGAGCACCAGUCCUCAUGUGGGGGAUCAGGAAGUGGCUCAGUAGAGCUCUUACCUGAAACAGAAUCAUCUGGCGAAUUACCUGAUUCCAUGCCCAGAGGGGCUACACCCAAGCUAGUAGAGAGUAAAACUGAAGCAAAGCCUGCCAGUCAAACACCUGGAGAAGACACCGGAUUCUUUAGCCCCUUUAAGAAGUCAUUGAACUCACUCAUAUCAAACAAUGCUCCUGACGAUAAGCCAGCUGAGGUCCCCUCAAUGUUUUCUAUAUUUAAGCCAGCCGAGGCUCCAAAAUCUGAGGAUGUGUCUGGUAAUUUUGGCAAUAAAUUAAAGCUCCCUUUCUUUUCCUCAGAUGCUCCAGUCAAUACUCAGGCAUCUAAACAAGAAGGUGGUAUGCUCUCUGGAUUUCUAAAACUGACAACAGGUGAGGAUCCCAAUACUUCUAGACCUGGAGGACUCCAGACUGGUGCUAAAUCACCACUGUCCAGUCGUUCCGCACUGCUUGAAAGUGUUUCCAAAGGAAAUGCAGAUACUGGCUGGUUCUCCAAUUUGUUCAAAGCAAGCUCAGCUGAACCACCAAAGCCACAGACUGGAACACCAGCCUCAUCAAAGCCAACAGCAACUACACAGAACAUUCCCACUGUUGUUCAUUAGACAAUACACUUGUUCAAACUUCAGUUGUUCCAUUUAUAUCAGUUCAAGAUGUACCCAUACCUGACCAUGGUU
Sinocyclocheilus anshuiensis is the source of this 3180-nucleotide messenger RNA. RefSeq names its product phorbol ester/diacylglycerol-binding protein unc-13-like. Gene Ontology annotation, biological process: dense core granule priming; synaptic vesicle priming; synaptic transmission, glutamatergic. Gene Ontology annotation, molecular function: calmodulin binding; diacylglycerol binding; syntaxin-1 binding. NCBI's taxonomy places the organism in Eukaryota, Metazoa, Chordata, Actinopteri, Cypriniformes, Cyprinidae. The coding region runs from base 1 to 3108 and encodes 1035 amino acids. The record is from RefSeq and is a predicted model, not a curated record. Gene Ontology annotation, cellular component: synaptic vesicle membrane; neuromuscular junction; presynaptic active zone cytoplasmic component. The transcript is spliced from 11 exons.